Messenger RNA from Sphaerodactylus townsendi, 1759 nucleotides. It is a transcript of the gene TESC, whose product is annotated as tescalcin. Gene Ontology annotation, molecular function: calcium ion binding. The record is from RefSeq and is a predicted model, not a curated record. Bases 394 to 1038 code for a protein of 214 amino acids. NCBI's taxonomy places the organism in Eukaryota, Metazoa, Chordata, Lepidosauria, Squamata, Sphaerodactylidae. The transcript is spliced from 8 exons.
UGGGGGAUUCGAACCCAACUCUUUGCGGUGCACUCUAACCACUACAGCGCACUGCCUUUCCUCUUGGGACAUUACCCGGUUCUAAGAAGAAGGGUUGAACUUGGAGGACUCUUGGACCCGGAGGGAGCCUUCCGCUCGCCUCUUCUGGCUCACGCUUCCUCAAGAUUUAAACUCAGCCACCGCACCGAAGUCCGGCUUAUGCAGCUGAGCCGGCGGCUGCUUUAACUCUACCGGUGCGCCGUCGGCCUGCGGCUCUCCUAUGUGGACGGACCUGCGGCGGCCCCCUGGCGCCCUUCACUUGUCCGCCCUUCUACCGGCCAGCCCUGCAUCGCCCAGGCCCGGAUUGCCCGGGAUUCCCUUCGAGCCGCUCCCUGUGCAAGCUUCGCAGGGGGAAUGGGGGCUUCCCACUCCAGGUCGGAGGAGAUCCAGGAGCUCGCCGACAAGACGGGCUUCACUUCAGAUCAAAUCGAGCACCUCCACCGAAGAUUCAAACAGCUCAGUGGGGAUCAACCAACCAUUAGCAAGGAGCACUUCGAUCGCAUUCCUGAUCUGGAGUUCAACCCCCUUAGGGCCAAAAUCGUCCAGGCCUUUUUUGACAAGAGGAACUUACGAGAAGCAUCUGAAGGGCUGGCUGAUGAGAUCAAUUUUGAGGACUUCCUGACCAUUAUGUCCAAUUUCAGACCCAUUGAGAUGAAUAUGGAUGAAGAGCAGCUGGAUCGCUUCCGCAAACAGAAGCUGAAGUUUCUCUUUCACAUGUAUGAUUCAGACAGCGAUGGGAAAAUUACCCUGCGGGAAUACAGAGACGUGGUUCAGGAGCUGCUCUCGGGGAACCCCCACCUGGAUAAGGAGUCGGUGAGGUCCAUAGCUGAUGGAGCCAUGAUGGAGGCCGCCAGCAUUUGCAUGGGGCAAAUGGAGCCAGACCAGGUAUACGAGGGAAUCACAUUUGAAGACUUCCUUAAGAUCUGGGAUGGAAUUGAUAUCGAGACCAAGAUGCACGUCCGCUUCCUCACCAUGGAGCCAAUUGCGCCUUGCCACUAACCAAAGAGAAGCUGCGAUGGAGGUGCCGGUGCCUUUGGAGCGACCCAGGACAGAAUGUCGGGUGGUCGAUACGGGUAGACGGGGGAUUGGCCUCUCCCGGUGCUGCAGGGAUAUGGGGCAGUUGCUUGGUACAAAGUUUGUGCUGCUGGCUGUGGGGAAAUUUUUCGAGGUUGAGAUGCCUAGUUUUGCAGAUACCACCCCUCCCCCAUCACAUUUAUGAUGCCUCAGUAGCACAUACAAUAAAGUAGGAUUCUUUUUAGUUCUUGGCAGCGGCCUAUUUAUUCUUCCAGUAAACCUGUUUUGCCUCUCAGGUCUGUGACCUCAGAGGGUCCUUUAAUGCCUUUCGUGGCGCCAGGACCCACGUAUCUAGAGGGCUGUCUUCCAACAUACCUUCCUGUGCACCACCUGCAGUCUUCCGAUUGUCACCUCGUGACUGAUGCCCUGCUUAAGGCUGAGUGCUUGGGAUCUACUAUAGUUUGUUAUUGCUGACUGCUCCCAUAGUUCAUAGCUCCUUGACUUGGGGUGUGCAGCAGUUUUCAGGAGGCUUCGUAGAGCGAAUCUAUGCCUCAGGGCUUUUACUGCAGUUGGAAUGGCAGGGUUUGCCUCAGGUGGGGAUGAUUUUAUUGUAUUAUGCAUAGCUUUAAUUUGGAUUGUAAACCACCGUAAGCCACAAGGGAAUGGUGGGAUAUACCUGCUUCAAUUAAUAAAUAAUAAAGUCUAA